Oreochromis niloticus (Nile tilapia) is the source of this 3172-nucleotide messenger RNA. It is a transcript of the gene phactr1, whose product is annotated as phosphatase and actin regulator 1. The transcript has 13 exons. Bases 96 to 1898 code for a protein of 600 amino acids. Gene Ontology annotation, molecular function: actin binding. NCBI's taxonomy places the organism in Eukaryota, Metazoa, Chordata, Actinopteri, Cichliformes, Cichlidae. Gene Ontology annotation, biological process: stress fiber assembly; cell motility. The record is from RefSeq and is a predicted model, not a curated record.
UGACUUGCGGAGGGUGGACAGAGCAGCAACCCGUUUGAAAUCCCCUCUAGCGGAGCAGAGGGCGAGAGGGUUUAUUCCUGCAGUCCAGCUCAAACAUGGCGGGCUGUGGAGGGGACGUGAUGUGCUCGUGGUCCGGAUCUAAGACCCACGGCACAUCCUCAACCCCGGCGUCCGAAGAGGGGAAGCUGAGGAAGAGGAGGAGAGCCUUCUGCCUGGCCAGGAUGAAGUCCCGUAACAGCUCCGAGAAGCAUCAGCUUCAGCAUCAUCACGAGCCCGCCGCGAACAACAACAACAACACGCCGUUCAUGAUCCACUGCAAGGAGAUCAAACACAUCUGCAGCAACUGCCGAGGAGCCGAGCCGCUGGACGCUGAGGAAGUGGAGAGGUUGGCAGCGAUGCGCUCUGAUUCGCUGGUACCGGGUACGCACACUCCUCCCAUCCGGCGGCGGAGCAAAUUCGCCACCCUGGGUCGUCUGUUCAAACCCUGGAAGUGGAGGAAGAAGAAGAGUGAGAAGUUUAAGCAGACGUCUGCAGUGUUGGAGAGGAAGAUGUCCACUCGCCAGAGCAGAGAGGAGCUCAUCAAGAAGGGACUCCUGAAGGAGGUCUAUGAGAAAGAUGGCGCAUCUCUGACCAUCCGGGAGGAGGUGAAGAUGGAGAAUGGUCGUUCCUCGGUGCUCGGCUCCAGCCUGUCGGAGUCUGAAGGUAGUGAGCUGAUGGAGGGAGCAGCUGUAGGCUCCCUGGAGUUUCAAAUGCCUAGUGAUGCUCAACAGGACCACACCCAGAAAUCCAGUCAGGCUCCGCCCACAAAGAAGUCUAUCAUAUAUCCGGCUGAUGGUGCUGAAUCAUCCCUCUGCAGACCUCCAACGCUACACAAACAACCUCCCGCUCUGCCACCCAAGCCUUUCAGCAGGCUACCCAAUCACAUUACAGAUGGCGCCCCCGUGAAGUUGCCAUGCAUGUCGGGUAAGUUGUCUCCUCCUCUACCUCCGAAGAAGCUCAUGAUCUCCGUACCUGCAGGGAGCAUGGAGCCCUCUUCUAUCGCCUUCCAGAAGUGCCCCGCCCCUCCCAGCCAUGCUCCAAUGGGUGCACACUCACUGCAGUACGGGACCUGUCCUGUUCCUCUCCACCCGCCCAGCCGAAUCAUAGAGGAGCUGAACAAAACCCUGGCCCUCACCAUGCAGAGGUUUGAGAGCUCCAUGAUGCACGCCGUUCCCACGGUGAUGAUCGAGUGCGACGACGACAAAGAGAACCUCCCUAACGAGGCGGACUACGAGGACCUGCCUGGCAUGUACAAGGAUGAGGAAGAGGAGGAAGAGGAAGACGAGGAGGAAGAUGAGGAGGAGGAGGAGGAAGACGAAGAAGAGGAUGAGGAUGAUACACUGUUUACAAGCACACUGGCCAUGAAGGUCUUACGAAAAGACUCUCUGGCCAUCAAGCUGAGCAACCGUCCAUCCAAAAGAGAGCUGGAGGAGAAGAACAUCCUGCCACUGCAGUCGGACCAGGAGCGGCUCGAAUCCCGGCAACAGACGGCCACCAAACUGACGAGACGGUUGAGUCAAAGGCCGACAGCAGAGGAGCUAGAACAGAGGAACAUUCUGAAACCUCGAAAUGAUCUGGAGGAGCAGGAGGAGAAGAGGGAGAUCAAGAGGCAUCUGUCGAGAAAGCUCAGCCAGAGACCCACAGUCGAGGAGCUGAGAGAGGCGAAGAUCCUCAUCCGCUUCAGUGACUACGUGGAGGUCGCCGAGGCUCAGGACUACGACAGGAGAGCAGACAAGCCGUGGACUCGGCUAACAGCUGCGGAUAAGGCUGCCAUUAGAAAGGAACUGAAUGAGUUUAAAAGCACAGAGAUGGAGGUGCAUGAGUCGAGCCGUCAUUUGACCAGGUUUCACAGGCCAUAAGUCGGCUCAGAGACCUCAGCCAUGUUUUUAAAAUUCCUUAGAAGUCUCGAGUGUUCAGACUGCUACAGCUUUCCAACAUCAACUUCGAACUGAUAGGUUGGCUUCAUCACACGAGCUUGAGCCAUUACAGGAAACGGGAGAAAAACACUGAGAUGGACGGAUCUAUGACUGUCUCCCCUCUGUGGAGACUUUGGUGACUUCUUGAUAUUCAAAAGCUUUUAAUUGUCAUUUUUUUAUGAUGAAGAGGUGGUGAUAUCUUUACUUUGCAGCACUUCUGUUUUUUAACAAGGCUACUGGAGGUCCAACACAGAAUCUGUGCCAACUUUAUAGGAUGGGGACGGUAAAAGAUGAAACAGGGUUUUUAUUUCACUCUCACUGUUUUCAUGCCUGUACCAUAUUCUCACCAGGCAGAAUUUUUCUUUGGAGUAUGCUUGUGUUAGCUUGAUUUUACUCCACGUAUGACAUUUCGGUAAUUAUUUCUCUUUGCCAGAGGAAUGAAAACAUUCCACAAGUGUGUACUAUUGCAGGCAGCUGAAGCUUAAGCCAAAUUGCCCUAAAAUCCUAAUCAAAGUCGAAGAGUGCUCUCUACAACAAAAGGAAAUUCCCGUCUCCAAACACUUUCACAUCAAUCCACUGAGCAAUAAUGUCAGAUUCUCUCUUUUCCAUCCAUCUAGUUGUGGGCUGCGUUCGAGUGUUCAAACUUCAGAUUCCCAUUUUAAACCAAAGCAACUUGACCUGUUGUGGAAGCCGUGACCUUGAAUGCAGAAUUCUGGAGUGACGAGUAUCGAGAGUUCAGUAACCCACUGUGUCGCUGUGCCUACAGGCGUGUUUACAGGGAUUUCAAAGUUGCCAAAUAACCUUGUUUAUUUGAUACAGAAUAUUAUCUGUAGACACAGUAAAAUGUUACUGAGCUCUCUGCUGAAUUACAAGAAGGACUGUUUGCAUUUCACCUUUUAUUGUCUGACAUGAGCCUUUUCGGUACGAAACGUGUCAAUCCUGCCACCUUACAAUUUGCUUUUUUUUCCUCCCUUUUUAAUGGUUUACACUUAAGAUUGGGUCCAUGAAUUGGAGGUUUUUACCAUGUUAUUGGUGAGAACGAGCUGCGUGGGUUAUGAUUGUGUGUCUGAGUGUGUGCGUAUGCAAGAGUCAGUAAUAUUACUGUCGCUUGUACAUGUUUAAAAAAUGUUUUGAGAAAACUCUUCUCAGAAUUCUAAGAGGAUGUACAUAAAUUAAAAGGCUUUUCAAAUGUUUUUUGUAAAGCAGAAAGACCUGCA